Messenger RNA from Daphnia carinata, 662 nucleotides. RefSeq lists its product as uncharacterized. The record is from RefSeq and is a predicted model, not a curated record. The transcript is spliced from 2 exons. Bases 135 to 656 code for a protein of 173 amino acids. Lineage: Eukaryota; Metazoa; Arthropoda; Branchiopoda; Diplostraca; Daphniidae.
AACUCGUUGCUUUAUCAAAACUCGUUUUUGUCUUUCAGGAGCAACGACUUACCUGACUUCAGGUAAGUAUAAAAACAACAAGUAGACACCUUUUUCUGCUCAGAGCUAAACCAGUCAACACCCAGGCGGUCAUCAUGAACUCUAUCGUCCUUAUACCUCUAUUCGUUGCUGUCGCAACUGCAGCCUCACUCUAUCCGAGGAAUCCUGCGAGCACCUACCUGCUGAAUUAUCCGAUCCAGUAUCCCGCAAAUUAUCCUGUUGAAAUUCCGUUUAAUUAUGGCGUCCAAGCGCGUCAAGGGGGUGUACCUUUACCUAUCUUGCUUGCUCAACAAACAAUUUUAGGAUUGGGCAAUAUUCAUACUCAAAAUACGGCUGCAUUUUGGAACUUAAUGAAUUGCCUUGUGGAUUCCAGUUGCCCUACUGUCACGUUGCCGCCAGCUGUCGCAGUGUCGACCCUUCCUGCACCCAAUAGGUUAAUGACAUUAAUCCAGCAACUUCUGAACAACCCAACCAACAAUCAACCGAAUGUUUUUCAAACCUUUGCCGAGCAGCUAGGCAAUCUUUUGCCAACUAAUAUUGUUCGACCAAAUUCGCUUCGCGAGUUCCCUGUGGUAACUCACCGAUACCCCGGUCCCUAUGCAGAUCAAUUUCUAUGAGCUGAU